AACCAUGGACUACAUUCGAGAGUUCGACAUUCGUCUGGAGAAGGAAAUGUACUACGCUGGCGAGACCCUCGCAGGCCAUAUCAUUGUCAACACCGUGGAGAACUUCAAAUUGAGAGCGAUCCGAGUUAUGCUCAGGGGCAAGGCACACGCCGAAUGGAAGGUGGUGGUUAGCGGGGACCGGCGGACGGUGAAGGACGACCAGGUUUUCAUCGACGACCGGGCCGUCAUAUGGGGAAAAGAAAAGAGUGAUGGCAGCCUUCCCAUACUGCCCCGGGGCCAGCACGCGUUCGCAUUCCGGUUCCAGCUGCCCGAGAGCAAUCUACCAUGCUCGUUCGAGUCACGGCCCUGCACAGUGCGCUAUUACGUCAAGGUCACUAUGGACAUCCCGUACGCAUCCCCGCCGCAGGGCAUGAAGUACUUCACCAUCAUCGGGCCACACAUCGACUGCAUGGACGAGCAGUAUCUCAAACCAUUGGUCGGCCAGGACAAGCGCGCAGUGUGCUGCCUCUGCUGCCAGAGGGGCGUAGUGAGCUUGCGUAGCGCCCUCGAACGGUCUGCCUACUGCUGCGGCGAGAGUUUGCGUCUCAAGGCCGACAUCGACAACCAAAGCGAGGAAGAAGUGCGGCUCAAGCUCAAGCUCGUACAGCACGUCGAGUUCUUCAUCGACCGUGGCGUGUUGGGCGUGAACAAGGAGGCGACGCACACAGUGCUCGAGUACCGCGGCGACCAGAUCCACCCGCACACGCGGCAUAAGUUCGACAGCUCCAACAGCCUCGUGGUACCCGUGAUGCCGCCCACUGUGGUUGGGGUGUGCCGCCUCCUGCAGAUGUAUUAUGUGCUCAAGGUAUGGGUGGAGAUGGAAAAGUCCGGCGAUGACCUGGUGAUGAACUUUCCCAUCACUAUUGCCACCUGUCCAUUCAGGAUUCCCAAUUCUAAGCAAGAGCCCUGCAUCGACUAUGCCGUCUGCUGCGAUCACGUGGAAGGAGGAAUGUACAUCGGACCCGAGUUCCAGUUGGGUCAAGUGUAUGACGGCUCGAUGGGUGUCGAGGAGGGCGAGACAGUUGUGCUGUACAGGCCAGUGUACGUGUCCAUUCGGAACCCGACCCGCGGUAGCAGCACUUCCACUGCUGGUGGCAGCUCCGCAGGAGGGCAGCACCAGCCUGCCGCCACAAGCGACGACCCGCCACAACGACAGCUCGCCAUGGCGUAACGCUCGUAGGUCGGCGAUUGCCAAGUGGGCGAUGCCAAUGUGCCGCACGUGAAAAUGCCUUUCUCUCCAUUUAGCUUCGAAGCCUGUUUCACGUUAGCGGGGGCCGCUCCCGGCCUUAUACAGUGCAUUCCCCGAAGUGCACGAGGUCGGAAAACAAGAUUUUCCAAGCCGAGAUCACGCUGACGCGCGCGCAUCCUAAGCCAUCGUCAUGAAAAGGAAAUUACAUUACCGGACAUAUAAAAACGCUGUAAUGUCAGUCACUACUUAUUGUCACACUAUUCCCUACCUUGAUAUAGGUGCUGUUGGUAAUGGCAGGGUUAGCAACAUUACUGAAUAAGCGAGGUAAUCACUAUUGCUAAUUGGUCUGAAGUUCAAAGCACAGUUAGCACCACUGGAUACAAAGUUCAUAGCCUACAACCCAUAUAUCAGACCCACUCUAGAAUACGCAAGAGGUGGUACAAAAAUGUGGUAUAAGCAGAAUAAAUUUUGCACCCUGUGGCGCUAACUGCAUUUGGAAUUGGUAGCUGGGACCCAUUAGUAAUAGCGACUACCUUGUUUAGUCACUAAUGUUAUUAGCUCUACCCUUACCAACCGCAGUUCUGCAGUAACUGCAAUUACAUUUUUAAAGAUGGUAUUAAUUAGUAAAAUGGGACAAGCGUGUAUAGUAAGUUUUAACAGAAUAUGAAAAUUUGUGUGACAUCAAUGCAAAUAAUUCAGCACAUUGUGUUCUCUCAAGACACAAAUAUUCGCGUUGGAAUGAAAAGAGCAUCAUUUAUGCGAAGUUUUGCUUUCAGUCUGCUGGCGACAUCUUUGUAGCAGCAUUACGUCGCUGUUUUUAUACUUUUAUUCAAUUAUUAUUAUCAUUACAUACAUGUCGACUUUCUUUAAUUCCGGCGUGCUUUUAAAUGGGCAGGGAAAAUAUUUUAUCGUUUGUCAGUCCAAUAUUGCAAGAAUAUUCCUUGUUCGGAACAUUACGAGUGGCAACGAGAAACGAAGCAAGACUGAAUGUGGAUACACAGCGAUAAGCCAAAUGCGUCGAAGUGUUUGUUCUUUCUUCGGCAUCCUGUGUAUACAUACAGGGGCAUUACUCUGUACAAUUUGAGAAAACGAAAAACUGUCAGUAAAGCAAGUUAGUCCCACACUGGAACUACGGACGUCGACACAGAAUUCCAACAAGCCGCCUGCCAUAUACGGAAAUAAAAACCAAGCAUAUUCUAUAAAAAAAGAGGAAUCUCAGUCGAUUGAUAUGAAAAGCGUUGCGAGAGCGGGGUUACCAGCACACAGUCCCCAAGGCUUUCGAUGAUGUGCGCAAAAUUUUGGCGACGCGCACAUCUCCGACGAUACAAAUUCUCGUCCGUGGCCUCAGGCAGGCAGGAGUACCGAUUCGUUUGAUAAGGCAAUCCAACCAAUACGGUGUUGAUUGUCGAUUUGUGCUCCAUCCGUAGCACUUAAACUUUUUGCUGCGUCUGUAGCUGUUUGGCACUUGUGCCUUUUCCCGAUGCCGACAAUCGUGGGCUGUGAGCGCAGCGAUCCGCUUAUCAUAGGUGUUUAGAGACGGAGAUAACAGAUCCACAGUUGCAUGUCGUGCAUUUGACGUCAUCGGCGCUGGUUACGCAAUGUCAGAAUGGAACCACUGGCCGAGGGGCACCGUAGCUUCUAUGACACUUGGAUUUUAAAGACAAAGUCUUGCGUGGCGAGUUACCACUUUUCCGUAUGGGGUGUUUCUUGCCUCAUACCGCAGGGAAAUCCCAGAUCUAGUGCUACUGGGCCCAUAGAGCCGCUGGUCGCCGCGGUGUUCCGAAAAUAUAUACAUAAAUAAAAAAUUGUCGAGUAGAACUUGUUGCUGGCAACAAUUGUCCGACGGCAA
Molecule: messenger RNA, 3077 nt
Organism: Dermacentor silvarum
Lineage: Eukaryota; Metazoa; Arthropoda; Arachnida; Ixodida; Ixodidae
Product: arrestin domain-containing protein 3
Exons: 7
Coding region: 5-1210 (401 amino acids)
Biological process (GO): protein transport
Cellular component (GO): cytoplasm
Source: RefSeq, a predicted model, not a curated record